Arachis ipaensis is the source of this 435-nucleotide messenger RNA. NCBI's taxonomy places the organism in Eukaryota, Viridiplantae, Streptophyta, Magnoliopsida, Fabales, Fabaceae. The record is from RefSeq and is a predicted model, not a curated record.
AUGCUCCAAAGGGGCUACGCGAAGCAGGUGAAGGAGGUUUGCAAUAUGUACAUCCACGAAAUGGAGCUACUUCAGAUCGAGAAGAAGCUCGAGGACGAAGCUUGCAGAGAAUCCCUUAGAGUUACCAAUGAGGAGCGCAAGAAGCUCAAGGCCGAAGCUGCGCAGAUUAGGGCUCCAGAGCGCAAGAUCGCACAACAAGAAUUCAGAGAAAUACUCCUAUUUGAUGGUCACAAUGGAACUGCUGCUGCUAUUUAUGCCAAGGAGAAUCUUCUAAACAACAUUUUAAGUGCAAUUCCUUCAGAUCUUAACAGAGAUGAGUGGAUAGCAGCAUUGCCCAGGGCUUUGGUUGCAGGAUUUGUGAAAACUGACAAAGAUUUUCAACAGAAAGGUAUGACUAAUUAUUUCUCUUGUAGUAUUUGUUCCAUCCUUUACUAA